GUGUAUGGCCAACAUGCCAACAUCUCCGGAACUGAAACAUAAAAAAUUUGCAUUAAUUACUAGAAUUAAACUCUCUAUUUAAACACCUUCUACCAUUCUUAUGUUUUCAGAGAAAAAAAAUAAAGCAAAGGCAUAGCAGAAAGAGCUCUCUUCAGUCCUAGAUUGAGCCAUCUCCCUCCCCAGCCCUUCCCUUCCCAACUCAGUAACACUCUCUCAUGGCUCCAGAACUUGUUCAACCUGGUGUUAAACCAACCGGUUUCGCAAUGCCAGUCACGCUGCCUAUCCUGGCUUAUGUUACGUUCUUGGCUGGCAAUGGAGACUAUGUGAAAGGUGUUGUAGGGUUAGCCAAAGGGUUAAGGAAGGUGAAAUCCGCAUACCCAUUGGUGGUUGCCGUUUUGCCUGACGUGCCUGAGGAUCACAGGCGGAUCCUUGUGAACCAGGGUUGUAUCGUCCGAGAAAUCGAACCCGUUUACCCGCCUGAGAACCAGACCCAGUUCGCAAUGGCUUACUACGUCAUCAACUAUUCCAAGCUCCGCAUUUGGGAGUUCGUGGAGUAUAGUAAGAUGAUAUACCUGGACGGAGACAUUCAGUUAUAUGAAAACAUUGAUCACUUGUUUGAUUUGCCUGAUGGGCAUUUCUACGCGGUAAUAGACUGUUUCUGUGAGAAAACAUGGAGCCACACCCCACAAUACAAGAUAGGUUAUUGCCAACAGUGCCCUGACAAGUUCAAGUGGCCUGCCGAGAUGGGUCAUCCCCCUUCUCUUUACUUCAAUGCUGGCAUGUUUGUGUUCGAACCCAGCCUUACGACCUAUGAAACUCUCUUGAACACCCUCGAAAUCACCCCUCCUACCCCUUUUGCUGAGCAGGACUUUUUGAACAUGUUCUUUAAGGACAUUUACAAGCCAAUUCCUUUGGUCUAUAACCUUGUUCUUGCCAUGUUAUGGCGUCAUCCCGAGAAUGUGGAGCUUGACAAAGUGAAGGUUGUUCAUUACUGUGCGGCUGGAUCAAAGCCAUGGAGGUACACAGGGAAAGAAGAGAACAUGCAAAGAGAAGACAUCAAGAUGCUUGUCCAGAAAUGGUGGGACAUUUACAACGACGAGUCACUUGAUUGCAAGAAACCAAUCAUUUCUGAAGGAGAGGCUGAGCCCAUGAACCUGCAACCAUUGUUGGCGGCACUCUCAGAAGCUGGUGCAGUCCAAUACGUGGCUGCUCCAUCAGCGGCGUAAACAUGACCAGCUCUUUUUCGGAAUAAAGAAAAAAAAAAACAGCUACUACUUGUAGAUAAAUGAAGAGUCAACGGGGGAGCGAAUUCCUUUUUCACAUAUUGAAAACGAAGGUGGUCCGAAACAGCGAUUGAGGAAUAAAAGCUUCU
Durio zibethinus is the source of this 1372-nucleotide messenger RNA. RefSeq names its product galactinol synthase 1-like. Lineage: Eukaryota; Viridiplantae; Streptophyta; Magnoliopsida; Malvales; Malvaceae. The record is from RefSeq and is a predicted model, not a curated record. Gene Ontology annotation, molecular function: glycosyltransferase activity.